UUAAUGCUAUGAUAUAUUUCAUGUCACGGAGCCUGACUAUUACAACAAGUGGAGCGGUAAAAUUCGAUUUACGCACACGAACAACUUCUUAAACUUCAAGAAAAUGUAGGAAAUUGAUGUCCUUUGUUCGUCCUUUUUUGGUCAAAGACAUAGUAGAAAUGGAAGAUAGAAGUGCAUUUCAAUUGUCGAAUCCAUGGAUAUCGGAAGAUCGAACAACUGCGGCUGUUUGUAGCGCCAUUCGUCUGGCGGAGCGAAGUGGUCAUUUAAAAACGAGGAGGGAUGAAGCAUUAGCUGAGAUGGUCCAAUCUCUACAGGCCACUUCACCGUCCUUGCAUCUCAUGAAACAGUUGAAAGAAAUGACGGCAAAAGGUCAACAACUAGACAAGACAACUACAGAGAUUCAGUGCCGAUUGAUGGACAAGGAGACAAGGGACAUCACACACCUUGGUAUUCUUGAAUCCAAGAUUUCUCAGCUGGACCUGCUCAGUUCACACCUUCAGGCCGUCGUGCAGAGCAAGGACCAUCUCAUCAAUCGCCUGCAGCAGCCCUUCGUCGGCGACUACCUAAAGAUUGAGGCCACCUACCACAGGCACGUCAAAGAGCUCUUCCCAUUGGUCGCUUCGUGCCUGGCGGAGCUCAGCAGCAACCUGGAGACCAUCCAAUGGACAAGCGGCUUUGACAUGAAGGACGGGAAAAUGGACGGAGCACUGACGGCAAUCUCCACUUCACUGGCCCACCUCCAGACAAGCUUUCAAACCAUCUGUCAACUGCGGAACACACUGGACAAUUUUGAGUCACAGGAUUCAAGAUGAGUGUUAAACCUACCGUUUAAAAAAAGGACCCCUGUUUUAAAAGAUACGGUUAAACCAUUCAGUCUCUGACUUGACAGACUUCAUUACGAACAAUUUCUGCUCUGGAGACACCAAACCCUGGCACCCAAGGACUUCAACUGUUGGCCUUCUUGCAUUGCUUCGAACGUUGUCGUUGAAUCUUGAGCUGGAGACAGAACCAAAGACAGACAAAGCUGUGUUUCGUAAGCCCCCUUCGGUUCUGGCACUGUCCUUUUUGACAAGUUGAGCGGGGUACGUGAAAG
Molecule: messenger RNA, 1093 nt
Organism: Patiria miniata (bat star)
Lineage: Eukaryota; Metazoa; Echinodermata; Asteroidea; Valvatida; Asterinidae
Product: AUGMIN subunit 2-like
Exons: 5
Coding region: 117-812 (231 amino acids)
Biological process (GO): microtubule nucleation; centrosome cycle; spindle assembly
Cellular component (GO): HAUS complex; centrosome; mitotic spindle microtubule
Source: RefSeq, a predicted model, not a curated record